AUGGACAUAAUUCUUGAAACAGCCCUAUACUCGUGCAGGGAUAGCAUCGAUUUACUUCCAGGUGGCAGACUGUCUGAUCUAGAGUAUGCAGACGACAUUGUGCUACUAAGUGAAGAUACAGAGGAAUAUAAUAUUGCCCGAUACCGUCCGAUUGCUGAGUCACUGUCACAAGCAUUGACCUCGAGCUGCUUCGACUCCGAGAUGGCGAACAAUUCGCUGGAAAUAACCAACUUGGAUAACUUGAGCGAUCCUUCGGGAAUAUUUUCUCUGAUCGAAGUGGUUGGUAAAGGGACGUAUGGAAAUGUGUACAAAGGUCGUCACGUCCGCACUAGCCAGUUGGCUGCCAUCAAAGUGAUGCCGAUCACGCAAGAAGACGAAGAGGAAAUCAUCCUGGAAAUCAAUACGCUCCGGAAGGUAAUGUAUUUUCAAAUUCCGUUGGUUUCACGCUUUUUACUCGACAUACACACUUGCUGA
Echinostoma caproni is the source of this 474-nucleotide messenger RNA. The record is from the annotation of a GenBank genome assembly. Lineage: Eukaryota; Metazoa; Platyhelminthes; Trematoda; Plagiorchiida; Echinostomatidae.